UCACCCAAGAAGCCCAAACCCCCCUCCCUCCCGCGGCAGCCAUGCGCCCGCUUAUCCGAAGCGCCUCCAGCCACCUCCGCGCUCGUGUCCGCGCCAUGGCCACGCUCCCCGCGCCCCACGCCGCGCGCUGCUCCCCUUCCCGCGGCCCCGCGCGGGCCCCUGGUCCUCGCCCCCCGCUCGCGCGCUUCCUCCACUCCUCACCUCCGCCGCCGCCGGCGCUGCUCCGGCGGAGGGCGCUCGGGACGUCUGCCGCGGCCGCCGCCGUGGAGGUGGGCGGCGUCAAGAUCGCGCGGGAGGAUGUUGUGAAGGAAGGGGACCCGACAAACAAUGUCCCGGACACAAUUUACUCAAAGAUUGGCCUGCAGCUGCAUAGGAGGGAUAAUCACCCUCUAGGGAUUCUGAAGAACACUAUUUACGAAUACUUUGAUAAGAAUUUUUCUGGGCUGUUUAACAAGUUCGAUGACCUAUGUCCUCUUGUUUCUAUCAGGCAGAAUUUUGAUGAUGUCCUGGUCCCUGCUGACCAUGUGAGCCGGAGUUACAAUGACACAUACUAUGUUGAUGCUCAAACUGUCUUAAGGUGUCAUACCUCUGCUCAUCAAGCAGAGCUGCUAAGGGAUGGACACACACAUUUCCUUGUAACUGGGGAUGUUUAUCGUAGGGAUUCUAUUGAUUCAACUCAUUAUCCAUGCUUCCAUCAGAUGGAGGGCUUCCGUGUCUUCUCUCCAGAUGAAUGGUCGGGUUCUGGCAUGGAUGGGACAGCAUAUGCAGCUGCAGACCUCAAGAAAACACUGGAAGGCUUAGCAAAACAUCUAUUUGGUGCUGUGGAAAUGCGAUGGGUUGACACAUACUUCCCAUUCACUAACCCAUCCUUUGAACUCGAGAUAUAUUUUCAGGAUGAUUGGUUGGAAGUUCUGGGAUGCGGAGUCACUGAGCAGGAGAUUUUGAAAAACAAUGGCAGGACAGAUCAUGUGGCAUGGGCCUUUGGACUAGGUUUGGAGCGCUUAGCGAUGGUCCUGUUUGAUAUUCCAGAUAUUCGACUCUUUUGGUCAAAUGACAAGCGAUUCACAUCCCAGUUCUCAGAAGGCAAGCUUGGUGUCAAGUUUAAGCCAUUUUCUAAGUUUCCACCUUGUUACAAGGAUAUGAGUUUUUGGAUCAAUGAGGAAUUUACAGAGAACAAUUUGUGUGAGGUUGUCAGAGGAAUUGCUGGAGAUCUUGCAGAGGAGGUAAAACUAAUUGAUAAUUUCACCAACAAGAAAGGAAUGACGAGUCAUUGCUAUAGGAUAGCCUAUAGGUCAAUGGAACGUUCACUUACAGAUGAGGAGAUCAACGACAUGCAGUGGAAUGUCCGAGAAGAGGUGAAAAAUAAACUGAAAGUCGAGUUGAGAUAAAAUAGAGCUAAUUCAUGUGUUCAAGAAGAAAUUGAUUGUGACCAUUUUCGUAUGUACAUUCAUUGGAAAGUGUAUUGAUAUAUGGAGAAAAUUCAUCAGUUCUUUCUUGAUCCUUGUAUUCUGCUGAGAUAAGGGAAAAAAAAAACCUAGCAUCACUGGCACGUAUGACUGUAACAGUAAUAAGACUGCUCAAUUUUGAAUCAAACCAAUAUACGGAGAAACAAAAUAAACAGCCAUUUUGCA
This is a messenger RNA of Oryza brachyantha (malo sina), 1631 nucleotides long. RefSeq names its product phenylalanine--tRNA ligase, chloroplastic/mitochondrial. Gene Ontology annotation, molecular function: ATP binding; phenylalanine-tRNA ligase activity; tRNA binding. Gene Ontology annotation, biological process: phenylalanyl-tRNA aminoacylation. NCBI's taxonomy places the organism in Eukaryota, Viridiplantae, Streptophyta, Magnoliopsida, Poales, Poaceae. The transcript is spliced from 10 exons. Gene Ontology annotation, cellular component: mitochondrion; cytoplasm. The record is from RefSeq and is a predicted model, not a curated record. The coding region runs from base 42 to 1388 and encodes 448 amino acids.